AUGUUAGUGUUUAGUCAAGAAUUCUGGCCUCCAGAUUGGUCCAUGGUAGAAGCUACGGGCUCUAUUACUGGAGUUGGAGUUCCUGAUGAUACUCAACAUAGUGCUGCAGUGUUAAGGUGUCAAGAUGAGGAAGGACAAACAGGAUGGUUUCAGCCCUAUAUAGUCUCUGGAAUUGCAGUCAACUUAUGGGGCCGGGAUGUUUUAGAAGGUUUACAAGCUUUUAUUAUUACCAAGAAGGGACAGCAGUUAAUACCUCAGAUGGGAUAUCAAGCUUGUCAAGGCUUAGGAAAAGAUAAUCAGGGCAUUAAAGAACCCAUUCAAGCCAAAAAAACACAGGAAGACAAGGAUUAG
Messenger RNA from Myotis myotis, 351 nucleotides. Its product is annotated as endogenous retrovirus group K member 7 Pro protein-like. The coding region runs from base 1 to 351 and encodes 116 amino acids. Gene Ontology annotation, molecular function: aspartic-type endopeptidase activity; nucleic acid binding. The transcript has a single exon. NCBI's taxonomy places the organism in Eukaryota, Metazoa, Chordata, Mammalia, Chiroptera, Vespertilionidae. Gene Ontology annotation, biological process: proteolysis. The record is from RefSeq and is a predicted model, not a curated record.